UGGUAGGUGCAAGCCAGGGCUGUUGCUCAGGCGCCCACAUGAAUGACAGCUUGGCUGGCUGCAGGGGCGGGCCUGAGGGAGGGGCUCCUUAGCCCCACCUACUCUAGCGCUGUGUUGGCCCACAGGUAGUAGGAGAUUUAUUGCGGAGACGCCAUCUUGAGUGACAGCACGGCUGGCUGCAGGGGCUGAGCCCAAGGCAGGGCUGCGUGUCUUGAGUGACUGAUGGGGGCUGCGGUCCUGCGUACUCGCGCGCUAUGGGGGCCCGACAGGUGGCCCAUGAGGCUUACAGCGCAGGCGCCAUCUUGAAUGACUGCGAGGCUGCAGAGGGCGGGACUGAGAGGAUGACGUAUUUUGAGUGACUGGUGGUGGGAGGUGCCGACCCAACCCACCUUGCGGUGCCUGUUGGCCGGUAAGUGGCGUUUGAGGCUUACUGCGCACGCGCCAUCUUGCAGGUGGCCCGCAGGGGGUGGAUCCAGUGGCGGGCCCACCCCCGCCCGUCCGGGCCCUGUGCUGGCCAGCAGGUGGCGCUGAGGCUUACCGCGGGGCCGUGAAGAUAAAGGACGGCGACGCCGCAGGGGCGGGGCCUGGGAGGCCUGGGGGCCCCGCCCACCCCAGCACCACGUUGGCCAGGCUGUCUGCGCAGGCGCCAUCUUGAGUGAUGGUGGGGCGGGGCCGCCUGGUCCUGAGUGACGGACGGAUGGCGCCUUCGACCCCCGCCCGUCCCAGCGCUGUUCGUUGGCGGCCCCAGAGGCUUAAGUACAGGCACUUCUUGAGUGAUGGCGGAGCUGCAGGGGGCAGCCCGGAGGUCGCAGCCAGGCUUACUGCAGAAGGCGCCUUUUUGGGGGGCGGCAGGGCCAGGGGCUGUGCUGGCCUGAGGGACGGCAGGCGCCGAGCCGCCCCCCACCCCCACCCCGGGUGUGCUGCGCAGGCGCAGAGCGGCCGGCAGUGCACGCGUGGCGGUGGCGCCAUCUUACACGGGGCGCGAGGUGGUCGCACGAGCCUUGCUUCCUCUGAGGGGCGCCAAAGCCGCGUCAGGAUUGGGGGACCAGCUUUGCCUUCUCGAACUUCUACCCUUUUCCGAGACGGCUGGCAAGAGGAGAUCGGACUAGAUUCCAACGCCAGGGGGCUGGGUCCAGGUCCCUGGCAUUUUGACUGUUCCUGUGCGUAGUGGCUUGUUCAGAAGUUGCAGAAAGGAUCUGUUCCAACAGGUCCCUGAGCACUGGCUGGCACAGCUGCUGCGUCCUUCCCGUGACCCAUUUCGGUUGCUGCACUGACAGCUUUCCCUAGAGAGAUGAUGCCGCUCAAGCGCUUUUACUCUGGCAGAGCCAAGAAGUCCUGGGUCCCAGACCUGUAUGACCUAGACAGUGACUUGGCUCAGUACCCGGAUGCCAUCGUAGGAGGAAGUCCGACUGACUCUGAGUUUUCUCAUCAGAGGUUUCGGAAUUUCCUCUACGUGGAAUUUGUCGGGCCUCAGAAGACCCUGCUCAGACUCCGAAACCUCUGCCUGGACUGGUUGCAGCCGGAAAUUAACAGCAAGGAGGAGAUCAUCGACCUCUUGGUCCUUGAGCAGUACCUGAACAUCCUCCCCGAGAGGGUCAGGCUCUGGGUGCAGGCCCGGCGGCCGCAGACCUGCGAGAAGCUCGUGGACCUGCUGGAGAUGUACCACGAGGUGUACGGGCCCGAAGACAACGGUGUCCACAUGCACAUUGAAGGCAGAUUGAACCGCAAUGGAGUAAACAACCCCCUCGCACGCGCCCUCUAUUUCUACAGAGACCGGGACCGGGAUUGGGACCAGGACUGGGAUCGAGACCGAGCCUGGGACCGGGCCUGGGACCGGGCCUGGGACAGGGCCUGGGACCGAGCCUGGGACCGGGGCCGGGCUUGGGAGCGAGCCCGGAUGCGGGAGCGGGAGCGGCGGGCCAGAAGCCGGGACUUGUCCUUGCGAGAGCGCUGGCCGUAUGGCAGGAUUCCCAGAAGCAGGUUUCCUCCCCGGGAUCUUUCUCUUCCUGCUUCGAUGGAGAGAGCGUUUGCGACGGAAAGAGGGCGCCGCCGUCGGAGCUUGAUGAUGCAGUAUGAGUUGCAGUCCCAGGACACGAUGUCAUACCAGGACAUGGUGAAGCUCACUGAGGACAGGAAGGCGCAGAACUCGAUCAAGGACAACAUGGAGAACUACAGGAAGCUGCUGUUCCUGGGGCUUCAGCUUGCCGAAGAUGAUGGCCACUCCCACAUGACACAAGGCCAUUCACGGUCAAAGAGAAGUGCCUACCCAAGCACCAGUCGAGGUCUGAGAACCAUGCCUGAAGCCAAAAAGUCAACCCAUCGCCGGGGGAUCUGUGAAGAGGAGGCUUCGCAUGGAGCGAUCAUGGAAAAAUUCAAGGACGUUUUGCAAAACCCCACAUCCGCAAGACCGAGAGUACCUAGUGACCGGUUUCCAAGGGUCCCCAGAAGGGCAGACCACGAUUGGAAAGAAGUGUCCUUAGACAGAGAGUCAGUGAUUCAGGAGGGGGGCUGUGCAGGGGAUGCCUGUCGGGGAGCUUGUAAUUGUAACUCGAACCUUGUUUCCAAAAAGAAAGUUCUCGAGAGAAAAAGGCGCUAUGAGUUUGACACCGAUGGGAAGGGUUCUGCUCACGAUCAGAGAGACUCUCCCCGGAAGAAACCCUUUGAAGGCAGUGAGAUGAGAAGAGCCAUGAGCAUGAGCAGCCUUAGCCCCCCUUCUGCCGAGUCGCAGCCGCUUGAUUUUGCCGCCAUGCCCUAUGUGUGUGAUGAGUGCGGGAGGGCUUUCAGUGUGAUUUCUGAGUUUGUCGAACAUCAGAUCAUGCACACUAGAGAGAAUCUCUAUGAGUAUGGUGAAGCGUUUAUCCGUAGUGUGGCUGUCACUCGGAAAAGUGCGGCUCGAGGGAAAUGCUUUGAGUGUAAGGAGUGUGGGGAAACCUUCGAUAAGACCGUCGAUCUUGCUGAGCAUUGUCAGAUUCACUCUAGAGGGCAUCUCGCAGCAUGUAAUGAUGAGGAAUAUGAGGAGCCCUUCAUGCCUAGCCCCACCUUCAGUGAGCUUCAGAAAAUGUAUGGGAAAGAGAAAUUCUAUGAGUGUAAGGUGUGUAAGGAAACCUUCCUUCAUAGCUCUGCUCUGGUUGAGCACCAGAAGAAAGUCCAUGGGAGAGAUGACAAGGAUGAUGAAGUCUUCAAGCCCAACCCAGCCUUUAAGGGGCCGCAGAGAAUGCAUGCUAAAGAGAAAGUGUACGAAUGUAGUGUGUGUGGGGAGACCUUCCGCCACAGCUCAUCUCUGAAAGAACAUCAGAAGGUUCACACCAGAGCAAACCUGUUUGAAAACAAGAGCAAAGCGUGUGAGGAAACCUUCCUUCCUGGUCAGCCCCUUAGCAGGCAUCAGAAAUAUUACUUACAGGAGAAGCUCUUUGGCUUUAAAGAUAAUGGGGACGCCUUUGGGCAAAAGAUCCUAUUCCCCAGGGAGCAUCCCUCAGUUCAUUUUCAGAAGAAUUCCUAUGAAGGCAGGGCGUAUGGGAAGUCUGUCAUUCAUAGCAGGCCCUUUACUGAGUCUCGGAAGAGUCAUACUAUAACAAGACCACCUGAGAACGAGGACGAGAAGGCAUUCACCAUUAGCUCUAAUCCUGAUGACAACCAGAAGAUUACCACUAAAGAAAAUGUCCUUGAGAAGAAACCAAAUGAGAGGUCUGUUAUUCAUAGCUUAUCUUUGGCUGAAGUUCAGAAAUGUCACAGUGCCGUGGGGCCCAAUAAACCAAAAGUGAUUGCAGAGUCUACCAUUACAAGCCCAAAUAUUCCUGAACAGAAAGUCCAUGCUGGAGAGAAGACCUCUGAAGAAAAGAAGAAUGAGAGGUCCGUUAUCCAUAGCUUACCCGUUUUCAAACUUCCCAAAAGUCCCAGUGGAAAUGAAUGGAAUGAGAAGGGAGGAUUCUCAAAUCUUCAUGCUAAGCAACAGAAACCUCCUGCCAGACCCACCCCUAAUGAAGGGGACAAGAGUAGCAACUACAAGGACUCUGUUAUACGCCUUGUAUCUGGUACUGAACCUCCAAAAAGUCUUGCUGCAGAGGGAGCCAGUGAGUUUAAGAAGGAUGGCCAAUCGACUGUUUCCAAAUCAAAUGUCCCUGAACAUCAGAAGGCUCGUGCUAAGAAGAAGAACAUUGAGCGCGGGAACUGCGAGACUUCAGUAAUUCACUCCCUGCACUUCGGUGAACCUGAAACCUUUCGCCCCAGAGAGAAACUCUAUGAAUGUCCAGAGUGUGGAGAGUCCUUUGUUCGUAGCUCCGACCUCACUGAACAUCAGAAGAUUCACCAUAGAAAGAAGCCUUUUGGAAGCAAAAACUACGAACGAUCUGUUAUUCGCAGUGUAGCCUCUGCUGAUCCACAGACAAGUUAUGCUGAACAGCCAGUGCAGGUGAGAUAUGGCCAAGAGCCAGAAGGGAUGACUUGCAUUCAGCAGCCAGAGCAGACUAGUUUUCUUGAUGAGCUAGUGGAGAUGAGUUAUGUGAAAGAGCCAGUGAAAGGUUACGGUCAGGAGCCAGUGGGGUUGGCCUGCCUUCAACAGCCAGAAGGGAUGGCCUGCCUUCAAGAGCCAGAAGGGAUGGCCUGCCUUCAAGAGCCAGAAGGGAUGACCUGCCUUCAAGAGCCAGAAGGGAUGACCUGCCUUCAAGAGCCAGAAGAGAUGACCUGCCUUCAAGAGCCAAUGCAGGCUAGUUUCUUCGAAGACCUAGUGGAGAUGAAUUAUGUUGAGGAACCAGUGCAGGGUUACGGUCAGGAGCCAGUGGGGAUGAUUUGCAUUCAACAGCCAGCACAGGCAAGUCAUCCUCGCCAGCCAGUAGGAAUGAGUUCUGCUGGACAGCCAGCACAGGCAAGUUAUCCUCGCCAGCCAGUAGGAAUGAGUUCUGCUGGACAGCCAGCACAGGCAAGUUAUCCUCGCCAGCCAGUAGGAAUGAGUUCUGCUGGACAGCCAGCACAGGCAAGUCGUCCUCGCCAGCCAGUGGGAGUGAGUUAUGCUGGACAGCCGGCACAGGCAAGUUGUGCUCAGCAUCCAGUGCCGCAAGAAUGUAAGGACUGUGGGCAAUCCUUCGCGACCAUUGAAGACCUUGGUGCCCAUCAGAAAAUCUACACUCAAGAGGAGUUCCAUGGAGGUUCUGUUAUUCGGGGUGCAGUCGGUGGCCGGCCUGAGCAGGAAGAGCCUGAGCUGGAGGAGGAGGAAGAGGAGGAAGAUUCUGAGGAUUCAAUCUAUGGAUGUAAGGACUGUGGGCUGGGCUUUGCAGAUCGGGCCGACCUUAAGGACCAUCAGAAAGUUCAUGGCAGAGAGUACCUCGUCGACACUCGUGAGUACACUCAGUCUGUAAUUCACACCCAUUCCAUCAGCGAGUAUCAGAGAGACAACACUGGAGAGCAGCUCUUCGAAUGCCCAGCAUGUGGCGAGUCUUUUGUUCACAGCUCAUUCCUUUUUGAGCAUCAGAAAGUUCAUGAGCAAGACCCAUAUUAUGGCCACAGGAGGUAUGAUGAGCCUUUUAUGAAUCCUUUCAUCCUCAACCCACAGAGGUUCCGUGCCCCACAGGCCAAUCCUACAGCGAUGUAUCUUCAGUGCCACGUGUGUGGGCAAGAUUUCAUUCAUGGCUCUGUCUUCAAUGAGCAUCUGGCACUUCACAUGGGAGAGGGCUCACCGGAGCAGGCCCAGAGGGGCAGUGACGCUGUCAGUGCAGGCUUGGCCCUCGCUGAGUUACAGAGAAGCCAGGCCGAAGAGAAGCACUACGAGUGUGGAAUAUGCGGAGAGGCCUUCCUCAGCCAGGCAGACCUGAGGGAGCACAAGAAAAUUCACGAGAAGGAUGAUGAGCCCUACGAUUACGGGGCUUCCUUCGUUCAUACCUCGUUUCUUACCGAACCCCCUAAGGGAGAUUCUCCAUUCUUUGAGUGCAAGGACUGUGGGAAGUCCUUCAUUCAUAACACAGUUCUCAUUAAGCACCAGAAGUUCCAUGUUGAAGAGGAAGAAGCAGCAGCCCAGGAAGUCGAAGCCAAUGUUCUUGUUCCACGAGAAGUUCUGCGGAUCCAGGGGUCGAACAUGGAAGCUGCCGAGCCAGAAGUGGAGGCCGCUGAACCGGAAGUAGAGGCUGCUGAGCCCAAUGUGGAGGCCGCUGAGCCCAAUGGGGAGGCUGAAGGACCAGAUGGGGAGGCUGCAGAGCCAAAUGGAGAGGCCGAACAGCCCAACGGAGAGGCCGAACAGCCCAACGGGGAUGCUGAUGAACCAGAUGGUGCAGGAAUCGAAGACCCUGAAGAGAGAGAGGAAGAGCUAGAGGGGAAGGCUGAAGAGCCAGAGGGGAAGGCUGAAGAGCCAGAGGGAGAUGCCGAUGAGCCAGAUGGUGCAGGGAUCGAAGACCCAGAAGAAGAAGAUGAAGAUGAAGAGAUUCAGGUUGAAGAACCAUACUAUGACUGCCGGGAAUGUGGAGAGACCUUCACUACCACCUCGGCCUACGGGGAGCACCGGCAGACCCAUGCCAGAGUGAUCAUAUUUGAGUCUGGAAAUGGCUAUGGGGAAGGCUCCCACUACACUGGGCAGGCCAGCACCAGCACUCAGGGCAGCGAUAGGGCUGACGACAAGUACUUCAAAUGUGAUGUCUGCGGUCAGUUCUUCUGCGACCGCCUCUCCCUUGCUAGACACCAGAACACCCACACUGGCUGAGAACACAAGUGGAAGGUCGGACAGCCUUUCCUGACUUAGGACCUGACCCUCACAGCAAAUCCACAGCAACCCAUAGUAACGUCAGAAGGACACUUAGCUUGGCUUGUACACACUGACUUUUAACCUCAGAUAACUCGGACUGUAAAGGAGCCAGAGGCGGUUCCAUUGGUCUUACCUCUUUCCCCAUCAUACACCAGUGCGUGCGUGUGGGGAAGCCACAGCACAUCCCUUCCCUUUCAUCCUAGGGACCAGGUUGAGGGACAGUCCUAGGAAAGCUGAGACUACAGAAAUAGCCCCAACCAAAUGAUACUUCUGUAACCUAUAUGUAACUUUCCUGAGCUGUAUAUAAAAUAGCAAAUCAUAGCAAACAGUAGUCACAGGUACUUGGAUUUAAUGAUACAGAGUUACAGUUUACUGUGCAGAGAUACCUCCGUGGUAUGCUUUGAUUUUUUUUUUUUUUUUUUGGAAGAGGAAAUGAGCAACUCACUUGUAAAUAUCUUAGUUCCUGUGAAAGAUUUGUUGUGCAUUAUUUUAACCCCUUCAGUAUCUUUCUGAGUAACUGUGUUGUCCCUUACUCUUAAAUAUUCCUGUCAAGGUGUAGGCAUGCAAGAUAAUGUCCUUUCCUCUGUGUGGUUCGAAAGGAGUUCUUUGAGCUUCCUUUUCAGCCAUCUCGUCUACACCAACACCUUGUAACCUAAUGCUGUAUACGCCUUUGCAAUUUGUGGAUUGACCUUUUGUGACCCAAGUUGAUCCCUUGCCAUAUUGUACCUUGCAGUGAUUCUCAUGCAAAAAUACUGCAAGUUUGUGUUUGUUUAACCAACUUAAUGUGUGCUCGAGAGUGAAUCCACAAACGCCAAGCUUUUCCCUGUAAAUCUUGCUUCUUUGCCUUUAAGAGAGUGGGUUGCAACCAUCACUAGAUCGCGACAGUGCCUAAUGAAGGUUGAAACCGUCAGGAGAGCCUCUCCUGUUGUAAAUAUGGAUGCAGGUGACAACUGUCAUCACUUUUUGUGCGCUUUCUGCCUUAAGUGACACGUAGCAGCGUGGCUUUGUUAGUGUGUGCCGCCACGAGUCAGCUUGCACCUGGGCGCCCAGGAGCUUGUAUCCUUAGAGCUUUCUAUUACCGAACCUAAUUCUUGUCUUCACCUGUCUGACCCUCAGCCCCGUGUCUCACUCGCAUUUUUUUUAAAAAGAAAAGCUUUCUUUACAGUCAACCUAAGCUUAACAUGGACUCAGGUUCCCAGCGCCUUAAUUUGUUUUGUUACCAUUGUUCUCUCCUCGUUCAGCCCUCCUGAGUAGUUUUGAUCUGAUUCCAUUAAGUACAGAUCGACCUCACAGCUUGCGGUUUCCUGUGUCUUUUUCUGUGGGCCACUUGUGCUCCUUUUGCUUCCCCUCACCCCUGCGUCGUGACUAUUGAGAUUUUUUUUUUUUUUUUGGGUUUGUGUUGACUGGAAAAAUAAUUUUAAAAUUUAAAAAAAAUGUAAAGUGGAUCUGAUGAAGAAGUGAACAAAAGACAAGAGCAGAUCAUUUGAGAAAGAAAAUGCCAAUGCUUUCUUUGGGAAUGUGCCCAAAUCUCACUCUCCUAGAUCUGCAUGGUUAGGGCUUGAGAGUGUCAGAGCUGCUGGGAGUGCCAAAGUCUGGAGGAGUUGUGGGGCUGAGGGCAUGGAGCAGAACGGAGAAAGCCAAAGAAAGGAGUCCUAACACAGCAGCAGACAGGGAGGGUGAGGAAGCAGGCAGAGGGAAACACCGGAAAUGGACUGGAAGGCCAGGUCGGUGAGAAUAUGGCCUGGGCACUUUAGAGGGGGCCAUCUGGAUGGCACAGUGGUGGCGAGGGCCAGCUGCAUCGAAAGACCAGAGGUUGGAACGGACAUCCGGAAAAAUGGGAGCAGGGCCCUUGAGAAGGGAGCCAUUGCUGAUGUUGGGGCCAACUCGGGUUCAUCCCUGUUGGCAGCACCAAUUGGUAGCUCCUUCUCUGAAAGCAACUUGCCAAAUGUCAGGGUGUCCGUUCCAACCUUGUGUUCGUGAAAAAUUAGGAACAACUUUGAUGCCAAACAAUAGAAUGAUUAAGUGAACCUAUGUUGAUUCUUACUCAGCUGUUUUAAAAAUGAUAAUCAUGCAGAGUUAUGUAGUAGCGUGGAAAUAUAUUUACAGAAUAUUAAGUGGAAAAAAGCAGGACACAGAAUUAUAUUUAUACUACAAUUAUAACUGUUUAAAAAGGUAUGCUUUUAGUCAACAGCUGUUGUGUUGUAGGUUUCUAGUUGAGCAUUAUUUUUCUUAAAUUCCUUGAUGUUAUUAAUGGUGGUGGUGUUGUUACUAAAAAGUUUAUAGUCAUGUCUCCAUUGUGAACAAAAUUUGAACUCAUUAUCAGAUACUUGGAAAAUACAGAAAAGUGGAGGAAAACAAACAAACCAUAUUCCCACCAUCCAAAGACAGAUACACUCUUCAGUAUAUUGUUUCUUGUUUCUGUGCACAGGCUUAUGAUUAUCACUGUGUCAAAAUGUGUCUUCAAAGUUGAUGUUAUGUUACCUUGGUUUUCAAAUGUCCCUUAUUAAUAGUAUUCUGAUUUUUAAAAGUUUAUUAUGCUUCUGUUACAAGCAUAAUACAUACCCAGAGGAAAAAAAUUGGAAGAUACAGUAAAUUAGAAAAGAAAAAAACUUCACUCAUAUUCCCAACACCCAACAACUGAAUAUCUUGAUCUGUUUCCUCCAUCUUGUGCACAAACUUAUGGUGAGUGUUGAAUAUGUAUGCAUCAAGUCUACAGUGAUAAAAAGUGUGGAGAAUCAUUAACAUAGUGUUGUUGUUAUGGAAUUAUGGUUAAAUAUUUUGUCUCAAAUUCCUUGGGUGAUCUUUGGUGUUUUGCUAUUAAAUCUUAUGUAUGUAUUUUCCCAUUGCAAAUAUAAUACUCAGAAUUUGGGGGAAUUCAAUCAAAUAGAAAAGAAAUCCACCCAUAUUCCCAGCACCUAACAGCUCCUAUUAACAUCUGUCUGUACACCAGUCUGUGAUUGUUAGGGUGUUAAUGAUAAGUAUGCAUAGAGUCAAAGAUGGGAAGAAAUAUGGAAAGUAAUUAAGAAAUAGGUGUGUGGUUGUGGGAUUAAGGUUAAGUAUUUUGUCUUGAUUUCUUUGAAUGAUCUUUAUCGUAGUGUUUUGGUAAUUCACCUUUAUUAUAUCUAUUUCCAUAGUAAUCACAGCGUGUGUUCAUUAUAGAAACUUGCAGAAAGUAGAAGAGAUACACCCAUAUUUUCAUCAUCCAAAGACUGUGGUUAACAUCUUGAUAUAUUUUUGCAUCUUGUUUCUGUGCACAGGUUUUUGGUUUGUUAAUAUGGUUGUGGUCGUUCUAUCUCUCUGUAAUAGUGUCACCAAUAAAAAUAAAGUUAACAAUAAGA
This is a messenger RNA of Myotis myotis, 10062 nucleotides long. Its product is annotated as paternally-expressed gene 3 protein-like. The coding region runs from base 1292 to 6682 and encodes 1796 amino acids. Gene Ontology annotation, molecular function: DNA-binding transcription factor activity, RNA polymerase II-specific; RNA polymerase II cis-regulatory region sequence-specific DNA binding. The record is from RefSeq and is a predicted model, not a curated record. Gene Ontology annotation, biological process: regulation of transcription by RNA polymerase II. Lineage: Eukaryota; Metazoa; Chordata; Mammalia; Chiroptera; Vespertilionidae. The transcript has 10 exons.